Mytilus trossulus (common blue mussel) is the source of this 2910-nucleotide messenger RNA. RefSeq names its product TPR repeat-containing protein DDB_G0287407-like. Lineage: Eukaryota; Metazoa; Mollusca; Bivalvia; Mytilida; Mytilidae. Gene Ontology annotation, cellular component: Cul4-RING E3 ubiquitin ligase complex. The transcript has 18 exons. The coding region runs from base 30 to 2687 and encodes 885 amino acids. Gene Ontology annotation, molecular function: protein binding. The record is from RefSeq and is a predicted model, not a curated record.
AAAGAUGCCGGCCAUACUUCAUCUGCUUGAUGGGGGAUAGAUUUGGCUGGAGCCAAACAGAAGUAAAAAAGGACGAAAUUCUCAAUAUGACUUAUGACUAUGCUAUAGAGAAUAAUCCAAAUCUGAAGUGGAUUGAUGAUUACAGAUACGAUACAAGUGUAACACAGCUUGAAAUUUUCCAUGGUGUUCUCAAUAAUCCAGAUGAUGUAAAAGACAAAUGUUUCUUUUAUCUCCGUGAUCCACCGUCUCAAGAUGAUGUGUCACCAGAACUAUACAAGCGUCUUGUAAGUGAAUCUGAAUGGCACAAGAAACAACAGGACUAUCUGAAGUCAUUGGUACAACAGCAUCCAAAAAUCAGUGUAAAGAAAUUCAAGCAAGCUGAUGAAGUUUCUGAACUGAUCAAGCAGGAUUUAAAAGGUUGUGUUGAUCAAGAAUUUCCAAUUGGAAGUGAGCUAACAAAGCUAGAACAACAAGGUGAAGCACAUGCAGCUUUUGCUUCACAGAGAUGUCGAGUUUACAUUGGAAAUCAGAAUUAUUUUACAGAAAUCAACAAACAUAGAAGUCAGAAUAUAUCACAACCAUUCAUUAUACUUGGAGAAUCAGGUUGUGGUAAGUCAGCUCUUGUUGCUAACUGGGCGAAACAGGUUGAAGAUGCUGAAAAAGACACAUUUAUUUUUCUUCACUUUAUUGGAAGUUCAGCUGAUAGUGCCCACUAUAUUAAAAUGAUCAGAAGAUUAUUUGAAGAGAUGAAAGUGUUCUUUAGUUUUGAUAUGCAGAUUCCGUCAUCAGAUACAAUACUAAUUCAUGAAAUAGGGAAGUGGUUGCGAAUGGCAGGAUCUCUAACAAAAUGUGUCAUAGUUUUUGAUGCUGUAAAUCAAUUGGAUGAUGGAUCAGGAGCAGGCGAAAGUACUGAACAUGAUUUGUUGUGGAUACCGUCAGAAAUUCCUCCCAAUGUUUUUCUAUUGAUAUCAACGCUUCCUGGCAGGGCAAUGAACGCCUGUAUUGAAGCUGGAUUUCCAAGUAUGAAAGUAAGUCCUCUACAAGAAUCACAGAAAAUGCAGAUUAUAACGGAUUAUUUGGAAGGCAUUUACGGCAAAUCAUUGACCACGGAACAAAAAGAAAUGAUCAUCAAUGUAAAACAGACAUCCAAUCCACUUUACCUGAAAUCACUUCUGGAUGAGGUCCGUAUGUUUGGAUCAUUCAGAACACUGACAAAUAAAAUUUCCGAGUAUUUAUCUGCUGAAAGUCCACAGGAUCUAUUUGCCAAAAUCCUUGAAAGAUUGGAAGAGGAAUUCGAGAAAGGACAAACUCCAAGAAAAGAUCUUGUACGUGAUGCUACCACUGCCUUGUGGUGCUCCAACAGAGGAAUGUCCGAGUCAGAGCUGGUUGAAUUGUUAGAUAUACCAAGUGCUGUUUGGUCUCCAUUCUAUAUAUCGCUGUAUGAGAACUUGGUAAAUAGGAAUGGUAUCUUGAAUUUCUUCCACGAUCAUCUACGACAGGCUGUAGAAAGGAAGUUCCUCCCUACACAUGAAGCUAAAGUCAAAGGUUAUAUGUGUCUCGCUGAUUUCCAUGCAGCUAAGGACACAAGUGACAGAACUGUAGAAGAAUUGCCUUUCUUGCUGACCAAAGCUGGACAAAUGGACAGACUUAAAGAAACAAUUACAGAUCUGGCAGUCUUCUAUAGAUUGUCGGAUAAUGAGGAUGGAAUUUUUGAGUUGAUCAAAGCUUGGAAAACGCUUGGUGGGUUCGAUUUGUCAGAAGAGGCAUAUAUGUCAAAGGUACAAAAGAUACCCAAAGAGGAUAUAAUGCAAAAUUCUACAUACUACUGCAAACUGUACAGUCGAUUGGGAAAUUUCUUUUUGAUCAUUGGAAUUAUGGAGGCAGCAAAAAAGAUUUUUAAAACUCUGAUUAAACAGUUGGAGCUGAACUAUGGUGAAUCUCAUGGGACUGUGGUAUACAAUGUACAUGAUCAUACAUGGAAAUAUCGAUGUAAACACCCGGAUGUUAUUAAGGGAUUACAUGAACUAGGUACUGUGUACAGUAAACUUGGCGAGUAUGAUAAAGCGGUUAGGGUAUACAUUGAUGCUAUAAAUCGUCAGAACAGGGUUAUAACACCAACACAAAAACUACAGUUGUGUGAGGGGUUGCUUGGUUUAUCGACAGUAUACAUUCAGAAAGAAGACAUGUUGUCAGCUAAGAAACUAAUGUUGAGAGCAUUAGAAUUAGCGACAUUUGUACUCGGAAAGAAACAUAAUUUUGUAGCGGCCAUUUUCACAAGGCUUGGUCAGCUUUCCUACAAACAAGGCCGUGUAGAUGAAGCCUUAGCCUAUUGUCUACAUGAUCUGAAGGUGACGAGAAGUGAGGUCGGUACCAAUCAUCCACGUACUGCCAUUGUCCUGAAUGAAAUUGGACUUAUUUACGAUGAUAAGAAUGACAGCAUGGCCACACAGCUUUAUGAAGCCGCAUUAUCAAUUUUUCUGGAAACGUACGGCAAGAAUUUCCUCGGGACUGGGACAAUACGGUACAAUUUAGGAGCGUUAUAUUUAGGCACAAAUCACUUUGCUAAAUCCAAAUACCAGUUUACCGAGUCCUACAGAGUAUAUGUUUUAUUUCUGGGAGAGGAUCAUCCGGAAACUAAAGCCGUAAAGCAGGCGCUUGAUGUCGUUUCCAGUAUGGCAUCAGACUAAUAGAGUGGACCUCAAAUGCGUGAUUUAUCGAUUAUAACACUAUAUAUUAUAUACUAUUUAUUAGCGGUAUCUGUACCUUAUAUUCUACGGGAAAAUCCAGUACAACAUUCUUAAAAAUCAUAUUUUACUAAUAAAAGGACUUGGUAUUUGGCAGUCAACAAUACACAUUAAUUUGAUUAAACUGACAGUAGAAAUCGUAGAUUUCAAGAGACCCUUAACACAU